UAACAGAUUCAUUAAUUAUUUGUGUCGUUUAAAACUUAACCUAUUACGUGGUAUAAAAUAUUACCGACACAGUGUCCACAGCAUUCCAUAACCAGAAAGAAGAUAAUUUACUAAAUUGUUGCCUUAUCUAGAUCCUAGCAUAAAAGCUUAAGUAUGGUUGAAGAGUCUAAUGUAAAUCCUAACAAACCCAAGACGAAAACAACACGCCCCAAAGCAGUGUAUUUGUGGACAGAAGCUGAUGUUCAGAAAUGGCUGCGUCGUCAUUGCAGUGAUUAUUACAACCUUUAUUGGGAAAAGUUCCACGAGCACGAUAUAACAGGACGGGCUUUGAUCAGAAUAAAUGACAACACUUUGCUCAGAAUGGGUAUUAUGAACCGUGAGCACAGAGAUGCAAUUUGGCGUGAGAUUUUAAAAUUGAGACUUAAAACUGAUAUCAUGGAAAUCAAGGAUUUGGAACGUAGACACAACUAUUUCAAUGAUGAUUUGUGACACAGACCACCUUGUGAACAGAAGGAGAAUUCAUUCACAUUUAAAAGUUUCUUUGGUAGAGAAUCUGGUAACAGAAAAAGUGCAAUUGUAAAAUUACUAGGUGGUUUAUUGACAUUAUGGACAAUAAAUAAGAUGUUGAGUAAUAGUAACUGAUUAAUGAUAAGUAAAAGCAU
This is a messenger RNA of Chilo suppressalis (striped riceborer), 662 nucleotides long. The record is from the annotation of a GenBank genome assembly. NCBI's taxonomy places the organism in Eukaryota, Metazoa, Arthropoda, Insecta, Lepidoptera, Crambidae.